GGGGGGGGAGCGGGAGCCGACAGGCCUCCCCCACCACUUCUGCUCUCUCUCUCUCUCCCUACCAUUUUUUCUCUUCAAGUUUCUCUCAAAUACACCCACUGUAAAUCACCGAUUUUGCAAAAUCCAACCGCCCGAUCUUCGAUUCGACCGGAUUUUCACCUUGAAAGUGGCCCCGAUCUAGAAGUAGGAGGCUUGUGGUGAGAUCCUUGUGGUGAAGGUGCUUGCGGCAAGAUCCUUAUGACGAGGAGGCUUGUGGCGAAGGUGCUUGCAACGAGACCCUUAUGGCAAACUCCCCGACAACAACAUUUCUCGCAGCAACCCCAUUUUACAAGACACUGAGCUCCAGUUCUGGUAUUAGAAAAGAAGAGAUGAGCGGAACCAUGGAGAAAGGGUCAACGACUACAAAAACUCCAGCAGAUUUUCUCAAAUCUAUUCGUGGGCGACCUGUUGUUGUCAAAUUGAAUUCUGGUGUUGAUUAUCGAGGUAUUUUAGCCUGUCUGGAUGGAUAUAUGAACAUAGCUAUGGAGCAAACAGAAGAAUAUGUUAACGGACAGCUGAAAAACAAAUAUGGUGAUGCCUUCAUUAGGGGAAAUAACGUACUCUACAUCAGCACAUCAAAAAGGACGAUUGCGGAAGGAGCUUAGUUGGCGAUGAAUAUUGGAAACCUGCAAUAUUUUCUGUCGUAGAUUAUGUGGAUCCAGGAAAUGAUUGAGUUGGAAUUUAACUAGAAAGAUCCUAAUUUAGUUGUUUGCGAAUCUUGGUAUCCAUAAACCAGUAGAGUUAUUGAUUUGAAGUCGCCAUAAAAUGAUUCCUUGAGUUAUCAUGUUUCUGGCGAUUUCAAACUUUACCGGAAUUGGUUUCUUUUAAGUUAUAACUGAUGGUUAUGCCUGGGGUUAGUGGUUAACUCUUGCCGUGGCCAUUUUGUUGCAAGAAAUCUGCCAUACCUGUUUGUGACUUGGAACAGAAUGAAGUCAAUUUUAUUGGUUGCCCUAGUUUGUGGCAUUGUUUUCUCA
Molecule: messenger RNA, 1013 nt
Organism: Diospyros lotus (date-plum)
Lineage: Eukaryota; Viridiplantae; Streptophyta; Magnoliopsida; Ericales; Ebenaceae
Product: sm-like protein LSM6A
Exons: 5
Coding region: 282-644 (120 amino acids)
Biological process (GO): maturation of SSU-rRNA; mRNA splicing, via spliceosome
Cellular component (GO): U4/U6 x U5 tri-snRNP complex; P-body; sno(s)RNA-containing ribonucleoprotein complex
Molecular function (GO): RNA binding
Source: RefSeq, a predicted model, not a curated record